AUGAGCGGACAGGCAGCCAGCUACUACAAUCCCAACCAGGGCUUCGACCCGGCCUACGGUCAAGCCCCCCAGCCAAAUCCCGGCUACCAGCCUCAAUACCAUGGCAACAACAGACCCCCUGAGCCAAAGCCUCCUCAGGAGCCUCCGCCGACGUACAACCAGGCAGUAUACGGCUUCGACGAGGCCUUCAAAAUCGAGAAGCCCAAGUUCAACGACAUUUGGGCCGGUCUUUUGCUCAUCGCCGUCUUCCUAGGCUACGUCGCCGUCUCCGGCGUUUCGCUCUACCACUACUCGAAGAACAAAUCCUUCAACGGCAACGGGAUCUACGACUCAGCCAACUCCUUCUCCCUCGACACAAACACACUGAUUCUACUCAUCUUCGUCCUCUGUGUGGCACUCGCAUUCUCAUGGGGUUACUUUUUGUUAGCGCGGACCUUUCCGAGGUUCUUCAUCUGGGCCACUGGGAUCCUUAAUAUCGUUUUCGCGCUCGCGACGGGAAUAUACUACAUCGUGCGCAAGCAGUAUGGGGGCGGAAUCGUCUUCCUCAUCUUCGGCGUGUUUGCGAUCAUCGCAUUUAUCAGCUGGAUCCCGCGUAUCCCGUUUACGGCGUUCAUGCUAAGGACGAGCAUGGACGUUUCGCGGAAGUACGGCCACAUGUUCCUUGUUAGUGCCCUUGGCGGGAUUAUAUCUGUUGCUUUUGCGGCUUGGUUUUCGGCUACUCUGGUAGCCAUCUACGCUGCCUACGAGCCUGAUGAUACCGGGGUCAACCCCUCAUGCAGGAAUGGCUCCGGCAGCUGUAGCACAGCCCGCGUCAUUGGCCUCGUCGUGUACGUCACCUUUGCCAUGUAUUGGUUCAGCGAGUGGCUCAAGAACACCAUUCACACGACCAUCGCAGGAGUCUACGGGUCGUGGUACUUCUUUGCCAAUUCUCCCCGCGGCAUGCCCGCACACGCAACAAGGGGCGCUCUGAAACGCGCAACAACCUAUUCUUUCGGGAGUAUAUCCUUCGGGAGUCUCAUCGUCGCAAUCAUAAACUGCUUGCGCCAGGCUUGCUCGAUUGCCCAGCGCCACGAAGCGUCCGAGGGCAACCUCCUGGGGAGCAUCGGAUUCUGGAUCCUAGGCUGCUUCAUUUCACUCCUUGACUGGCUGGUAACAUUCUUCAACCGCUAUGCCUACUGUCACAUUGCGCUCUACGGAAAACCUUACAUCCAAUCUGCGAAAGAUACAUGGACUAUGAUGAAGGACCGAGGCAUCGAUGCUCUGGUUGCCGACUGCCUCGUCGGCCCCGUCUUGACCAUGGGCUCGGUGUUCGUGUCUUAUGUGUGUGCCUUGCUAGCGUAUCUGUAUCUGCAAUUUACGCACCCUGCGUACAACGACGGAGGAGACUUUACCGCUGUGAUUAUGGCGUUUUCGUUUGUCAUUGGGUUGCAAAUAUGUCAGAUCAUGCUCACGCCGGUCAGCAGUGGCAUUGAAACGAUCUUUGCAGCCAUGGCUUGGGAUCCGCAGGUAAUGAUGAGCGAGCAUCCUGAUUUGUAUGCCCAAAUGGUACAGCUGUAUCCAAGAGUGCAGGAGGCUAUUCAUGCUUAG
Aspergillus mulundensis is the source of this 1587-nucleotide messenger RNA. RefSeq names its product choline transporter-like family protein. Gene Ontology annotation, molecular function: transmembrane transporter activity. The record is from RefSeq and is a predicted model, not a curated record. Gene Ontology annotation, cellular component: plasma membrane. Bases 1 to 1587 code for a protein of 528 amino acids. Gene Ontology annotation, biological process: transmembrane transport. The transcript is spliced from 2 exons. Lineage: Eukaryota; Fungi; Ascomycota; Eurotiomycetes; Eurotiales; Aspergillaceae.